AUGAAAUCUCUUUAUUUAGUUUUUCUCACUCAAGUAAACAAUCAGCAAUAAGUAUUAUUAUUUCAAAAUACUCCAUAAUAAUCAUUCUCACUUCCUUCAACAGAAAUUACAAAAGAGGAUUUCUUAAGUGCAUCAAUAGCUGGACCUAAAAUAAUCUUGGAUUCUUUGAAAAAUAUUGAAUUAUAGAAAUUUUCAUUUUGUAAGAAAGAAUAUUUAGAUAUGGUUGAUUUUGAUAAUUAUAAAUACAAAGAAAAAUAUGUAUGGAGUUAAAGUUCUUAAUAGGAGAAAGUAUAAAUUCAAUUAAAUUUUUAGGAAUUAUUAAGACAUAAGAGAAAUGUUUAAGCUCCACUUUGGACUUAAUUUUUUAAUAAUUGUCCAUUAUGGAAUGAUGAUAAAGAAGAAAACUUUUAUUAUAUAAUAGCGUUAUAAUAAAAUGAUCUUGAUUACAUUAAUUCACAACAAGGUUUGAUCAUAAAGUAAAAAUAUUUUAUUCAACAUUAAUAGAUAAGUUAAUAUAUAAGAAUUAGAAUAAAAUUUAUAAUUAAAUGGGGAGAAUCAAAAGUUUAAAGAUUUAUAAAAUGCUUUAAUAAAAAAUGAAUAUUUAAGAAUUGAUGGUAGAAUUGUACUUCAUUUUAAUUUCAAAACUAAAUAGCAUUCAUUUUAUGAUGGAUCAGGUUUUUUCUUGGAUACAGUCUCAAUUUAUAAUGGAAUAUUUAGAAGACGAUAUGAUAAUUGGAAUCAAUAUAAUGUUGCUUAAGGACAUUAUCCAAGUGAAGAAAUAAUUAUAAGAGCUGAUGCAAUUAUUAUGCCUGGUAAUAGAAUAUCUGUUUAUGAUCAUUAUAAAUGGAUAGAAGAUGUUAAAUUGAUAUUAAAAAAGGCUUAUGAAAACAAUCCAAAAGUUAAGAUUCUUGGAAUUUGUUUUGGCUUUUAAAUACUUACUGUAGCAUUAGGAGGGAUUGUAGAAAGAAUGAAAUAUUCAUUUGUUUUUGGGAAUACUCCUUUAGAUCAUAAGAUAAAUGUUAUGAAAUAAUUUAAAUUAUUUUAAGGAAUAGAAUUAAAAGAGAGAACUAUUAUAAAUUAAGCUCAUGGUGAUGAGAUAACAAAACAUCCAGAUUUUUUGUAUUUAAUCUCUUCUAGUGAUUCUUGCAAAGUAAAUUUAGUAUAUAUAUAUAUUAUUAGAAUGAAAUCAUGAUUUCUAAAGAUGAAAGAAUUUUGGUAUUUUAGGGACAUCCAGAAUAUUCAAGUGCAGGAAUGAGUAUGUUAUCUCUUGCAUCAAGAUUACCAUCAGAUAAAUCUACAUUAGAUUAAGUUAUUAAGGAAGUUAAAAGAUAGUAUCCUUAAGAAUAGGAUAGUUUUCAUUUAAAUUUAUGUUUAAAAUUUCUUAAAAAGUGA
Molecule: messenger RNA, 1392 nt
Organism: Paramecium primaurelia
Lineage: Eukaryota; Ciliophora; Oligohymenophorea; Peniculida; Parameciidae
Source: the annotation of a GenBank genome assembly